AUGUCACCAACACCUACUGAAAUGAGCAUUUACGACGCCGCUUCUGUUCAAGGUCCCGGGAGUGUUUCUCGCGUUUUCAGUCCUACAAGACAUCCAAAUUCUUACGUAGAGCCGCCACGAGCUUUAGAGUGGAUGCCAUCUUUUCAAAGCGUCAUAAAUAACUAUUCAUCAGCUUCUGACAGCACGUCCCAUCUUUUCUCUUCUGAUUUUCACCUUGCGCCAGACUGUUCACAACUUACUGACAGACAUCUACCUCAAACCCGAUCCCUCACUUUUCCUAAUUAG
Messenger RNA from Rodentolepis nana, 285 nucleotides. The record is from the annotation of a GenBank genome assembly. Lineage: Eukaryota; Metazoa; Platyhelminthes; Cestoda; Cyclophyllidea; Hymenolepididae.